Molecule: messenger RNA, 990 nt
Organism: Miniopterus natalensis
Lineage: Eukaryota; Metazoa; Chordata; Mammalia; Chiroptera; Miniopteridae
Product: olfactory receptor 5M10-like
Biological process (GO): G protein-coupled receptor signaling pathway
Cellular component (GO): membrane
Molecular function (GO): olfactory receptor activity; G protein-coupled receptor activity
Source: RefSeq, a predicted model, not a curated record
AUGUCUUCCCCAAACCACACGACGGUGACAGAAUUCAUUCUCUUGGGACUCACGGACGACCCAGCACUAGAGAAGAUCCUGUUCGGGGUGUUUCUGGUGAUCUACCUAAUAACACUGGCAGGGAAUCUGGGCAUGAUCGUGCUGAUCAGGACCAGCCCCCACCUCCAAACUCCCAUGUACUUCUUCCUUAGCCAUCUCUCCUUUGUCGACAUUUGCUACUCCUCCAACGUCACCCCAAAUAUGCUGCACAGUUUGCUGUCGGGCCACAAGGCCGUCUCCCACGCUGGGUGCUUCUCGCAGUGCCUCCUCUUCAUCGCGCUGGUGAUCACUGAGUUUUACCUCCUCGCUUCCAUGGCCCUGGAUCGCCACGCAGCCAUCUGCAGCCCGUUGCACUACAGCACCAGGAUGGCCAAGGACAUUUGCGUCUCUCUGGUCGCCCUCUCUUACGCUUUUGGCUUCCUCAAUGGACUGUCUCAGGCGCUGCUGACCUUUCGCUUGUCCUUCUGUGGCUCCCGUGAAAUCAAUCACUUCUACUGUGCCGACCCCCCUCUUAUCAUGCUCGCUUGCUCCGACGCCCACGUCAAGAAGGUGGCCAUGCUUGCGGUGGCCGGGUUUACCCUCUCGAGCUCCCUCCUCCUCAUUCUCCUGUCCUACCUUUCCAUUCUUGCAGCCGUCUUGAGGAUCCGCUCUGCCCAGGGCAGGCGCAAAGCCUUCUCUACUUGCGGCUCCCACCUGACAACGGUCACUAUCUUUUAUGGGACCCUCUUCUGCAUGUACUUGAAGGACCCAUCCGAGAGGUUCAUCGAGGAGUCCAAAGUCCUUGCCGUCUUUUAUACUUUCUUGAGCCCAAUGCUGAACCCGUUGGUCUACAGUCUGAGGAACAAGCAUGUGAUCCACGCCAUGCAGCAACUGGUCAAAGGGAAUCUCUCCCAUAAAAAUGCGGUUGAGGCAUCAGUUGAUUUGAAAUUGGCAGUGUCUGUGAUAAAAUAG